CCCUCCCUACGGUUGAGAAGGGAGGAAAAGGACGGCCGGGUCUGGCCCGGCAUGCCUUAGGCUUCCGGUGACCUCUGGCCCUUUUCUGUCGUCCGCUCUCGCUGCCUAGCGUGCUCCCUCGCCCACUGCCUCCUUACCUCCCUCCGGUCUUCCUUCGCACGCUACCUGGUGACUGAGGCGCCCGCGACCAGUAGGGAGGCGGUGGCGGAGGACGCUUGUCAUGGCCGCCUCUAAGCCUGUGGAGGCGGCGGUGGUCGCGGCGGCUGCGCCCAGCUCCGGGAGUGGGAUGGGCGGCGGCGGCGCGACUGCGGGCCCCGGCACUGGGGGCCUACCGCGAUGGCAGCUGGCGCUGGCGGUCGGGGCGCCCCUGCUGCUAGGCGCAGGUGCCAUGUACCUGUGGAGCCGGCAGAGGCGGCGCCGGGAGGCUGGGGGCCGAGGCGACUCCGGCGGUUUAAAGCGCAACAGCGAACGGAAGACCCCAGAGGGCAGGGCCAGCCCGGCCCCGGGCAGCGGACAUCCCGAUGGCCCCGGUGCUCACCUGGAAAUGAACUCUCUUGAUAGAGCCCAAGCAGCCAAGAACAAAGGCAACAAAUACUUUAAAGCAGGAAAAUAUGAACAAGCUAUUCAGUGCUAUACUGAGGCGAUCAGUUUGUGCCCUAUAGAGAAGAAUGCUGACCUUUCCACAUUUUAUCAAAACAGAGCUGCUGCCUUUGAACAGUUGCAAAAAUGGAAAGAGGUGGCACAAGAUUGUACAAAGGCUGUUGAACUUAAUCCCAAAUAUGUGAAAGCUCUCUUUAGACGUGCAAAAGCCCACGAGAAGCUAGACAAUAAGAAGGAAUGUUUAGAAGAUGUCACUGCUGUGUGUAUACUAGAAGGGUUCCAAAAUCAACAAAGCAUGCUGUUAGCUGAUAAGGUUCUUAAACUUCUUGGAAAAGAGAAAGCCAAAGAAAAAUACAAGAAUCGUGAACCUCUGAUGCCAUCUCCACAGUUUAUCAAAUCUUACUUCAGCUCUUUCACGGAUGAUAUAAUUUCUCAGCCCAUGCUUAAAGGAGAGAAGUCUGAUGAAGAUAAAGACAAAGAAGGAGAGGCUUCAGAAGUUAAAGAAAAUUCUGGAUAUUUAAGGGCCAAACAGUAUAUGGAAGAAGAAAACUAUGACAAAAUAAUAAGUGAAUGCUCAAAAGAAAUAGAUGCUCAAGGCAAAUACAUGGCAGAAGCAUUAUUACUACGAGCCACCUUUUACCUGCUUAUUGGCAAUGCCACUGCGGCCAAACCAGAUUUAGAUAAGGUCAUCAGUUUGAAAGAAGCUAAUGUGAAGCUUCGAGCAAAUGCUCUCAUCAAAAGAGGCAGUAUGUACAUGCAGCAGCAGCAGCCUCUGCUGUCUACUCAGGAUUUUAACAUGGCUGCCGACAUUGACCCUCAGAAUGCAGAUGUUUAUCACCACCGAGGACAGCUGAAAAUACUGCUUGAUCAAGUUGAAGAAGCAGUGGCAGAUUUUGAUGAAUGUAUUAGAUUAAGACCUGAGUCAGCUCUGGCACAAGCUCAGAAAUGUUUUGCAUUGUAUCGCCAGGCAUAUACAGGAAACAAUUCUUCACAAAUCCAAGCGGCUAUGAAAGGUUUUGAAGAGGUCAUAAAGAAAUUUCCAAGGUGUGCUGAAGGCUAUGCACUAUAUGCUCAGGCAUUAACAGAUCAACAACAGUUUGGUAAAGCUGAUGAUAUGUAUGAUAAAUGUAUUGAUUUGGAACCAGAUAAUGCCACAACAUAUGUUCAUAAAGGUUUACUUCAGCUUCAGUGGAAGCAAGAUCUGGAUAGAGGUUUGGAGCUCAUCAGCAAGGCUAUUGAAAUUGACAAUAAAUGUGAUUUUGCAUAUGAAACCAUGGGAACUAUUGAAGUGCAAAGAGGAAACAUGGAGAAAGCCAUUGACAUGUUCAACAAAGCUAUUAACCUGGCCAAAUCGGAAAUGGAGAUGGCUCAUCUGUACUCACUCUGUGAUGCUGCCCAUGCCCAGACAGAAGUUGCAAAGAAAUAUGGAUUAAAACCACCAACGUUAUAAAAUGGGGGGGGGGGCAGGGAGGAGAAUGACCCUCUUUUUAGAAGUCUACUCCCUUUUCAACUGAACCCUAAAGACACUGUCAUGAACUGUGUUGAAUGGUGGAACUUAGUAUUUGUGCUGUUGUCAUUUGUUACAUGUUUCAUGUUUAGGUGUUGUGGGAGUGGCUGUUGAAGGAAGUUUGCAGUGUUGCAGCUUUUAUUCCCUGUGCAACAAAAGCUUAGAACCUGUUAAAGGGAUAUUAAAGUUGCAAAGAGUACAGAUGAUAAUUGGCCAUGCAAAUAAAAACUUUGAUUUGUUGAUUUGA
This is a messenger RNA of Callorhinus ursinus (northern fur seal), 2354 nucleotides long. It is a transcript of the gene TOMM70, whose product is annotated as translocase of outer mitochondrial membrane 70. Gene Ontology annotation, molecular function: transmembrane protein transporter activity; protein binding. Gene Ontology annotation, cellular component: mitochondrial outer membrane. Gene Ontology annotation, biological process: protein import into mitochondrial matrix; protein insertion into mitochondrial inner membrane. The record is from RefSeq and is a predicted model, not a curated record. Lineage: Eukaryota; Metazoa; Chordata; Mammalia; Carnivora; Otariidae.